Molecule: messenger RNA, 13959 nt
Organism: Plasmodium adleri (nom. inval.)
Lineage: Eukaryota; Apicomplexa; Aconoidasida; Haemosporida; Plasmodiidae
Product: conserved Plasmodium membrane protein, unknown function
Exons: 3
Coding region: 1-13959 (4652 amino acids)
Source: RefSeq, a predicted model, not a curated record
AUGAAUGAUGAAAAUAUAAAUAACUUAAUACAAAAAAUUGGCCAUAACAUAAAUGAUAUUAGAGAUAGGUCUAUGAUAAUGCUCAUACAAAAAUAUGAAAAGAAUAUAAUCAAAGAUAUAGAUUUAAAAAAAAGAAAUUAUUUUUUUUAUAUGAUUCUUCAUUAUAUCAAUGAUAGAAACGCAUUUAUAUCUUUAAAAAAUUUGGGAGAUAUUCUGUUAUUUUUAAGAUGUAUUAUAAAGGAUGAAGAUAUUAAAAAAAAAUUCGAAAAUUUGGAUAUAAACAAAUUCAUUAAUGAAUUUUUAAUUCACUUUAAAAACAAUGAAGAAAAAUACAAGUCAAAUAAUUCUAUUAACUGUCGAAAAAGUAUACCAUAUGAUAAUAUAGUAUCAACAAAAGAUGAUGAGAAUACUGAAAAAAGUAUUCAUCAAUCUAGUAUUUCAGAUAGUCAUAAGGAAUAUAUUCAAGUUGUUCAUAUUUUGAAUGAACUCAAUAAUAUAUAUAAUAAUACAGAUAACAUAAUUGAUGAUGAUAAUCAAACAGAAAUGAAUAAUGAUAAGAAUAUUAGUACACAUGUAGCUAAUAACAUUCCUAAUAAUAUUCCUUUAGCAUAUGAUACACAUGAUGUAAUCCAAAAAAAAUAUGAAACUAAUAAUAUAAUAAUUUGUGAUAACAAACAAGAAAUGGAAGAACACAAAUCACAAGAUAAGGUGUCAAAAAAUAGUACAUUAAAUAUCGAUAGUUAUGAUACAACCCCCAAGAAAAAUGAUCAAAAUUAUAAUAAUAUAGAGAAAAAAAUGAAUAAUACAUACAAUGAAAGUGAUCAUACAAAUUCAUCCAGAACUUUUAAUAUAAAUCCAUUGGAUGAAAAAGAUAUAGAAAAUAUUAAUCAAAUAAUGAAAAAAAAUAAUUAUAUUAAUAUAUUUACAAAAAAUAAUUAUUUAUGUACUGAUGAUUUUGAAUAUUAUAAUAAUUUAUAUAUUCUUAAAAAUCAAAUAUAUCAAUAUAGUAUUUAUUUAUUAUUGAAUUAUAAAAAAUAUAAAGCAAAUAAAAUAAAAACAGAUAACCAUGUAUUAUUAUAUACCAUAAAACAAGAGACAGAACACAAAAAUAUAUAUGACGAUAUGGAACCUAUAUAUAAUACAUAUAUAUUUUCUUACUUAUAUAAUUUUUUUGACACCUUUGAAAUGUUUAAAAAAAAUUUCUUAGACAUAAAUAAAAUAAUGUGUAAUCAUAAAAAUAUUCUUCUAAAUAAUAACACUACAGAUAAGGAUCAAAGAAAUAAUAAAUUAAUAAACAAUAAUACAAUAAAAAAAAAGACAAGUAAUAAUUCUAUAGAUGUAUCACCCACAGGUAUAAAAAAAAAUAGUAAUAAUAAUAAUAAUAAUAUUCAUAUUGAUUCUAAAAAUAUAUACAGGUAUCCAACACAAGAGGAUCAAUAUAAAAAUAUACAUAUAUAUUUAUAUAAUAAAAAUAUAUAUUAUAAAAUUAACAAUUUUGUGAAUAAGAUAAAUAUUCUUUGUUAUCACACACAGAUGAAAUAUAAUUAUAUGGAAUUAUUAGGUAUGAAUAUAAUAAAAAAAAAAAUUAGUGUUGAUGAUUUUAUAUAUAUGCAUAAAGAGAUACAUAAAAUAUUAAAUGAAUACAUAUAUAUAUUUAAUAAAGAUUUAUUUUUAUUUAAUUAUAAAUUUUUAUAUACACUUUCAUAUAAUAUACAUUAUAUAUAUAAAAAUUAUAUACAAAAUAAAAAUAAUAUAACUAAUGAUUUUUAUCAUAUUCAUAAUAUUUUAAACAACUUAUCAUAUAUAAUAUAUAUUAUAGUAUAUAGUUUAUAUAAUAAUAUAAAUAAAGGAUGUCUUUGUAAUAGUAUAUGUAAUAUAUAUUUAAAUAAUUUUUUUUUUCUACUUAUACAAAAUUUAUUUUAUAUGUUAUUACUUUUUAAUAAUUAUCAUAAAAAUAAUGAAAAUAUUGUAAAAAAUCAUGAAAAUAAUUUCUCCAAUUUUAUAAUAUCAUCCAAUCAAGUUGACAACCAAAAUGAUAUAUCUAAAUUUUUCAAAACAAAAGAAAAACAAAAUAUCAUUUUAUUAAAUAAUAUUAACAAUUUUUAUUUUAAUAAAUUGAAAAAAAAAAUUCAAGGUAAUGAUUAUCAUGAUUCAAAUAUGAUAAUUUAUCAAAAUGAUAUAUAUCAAUAUUUAUUUGUAACAAAAAAUAGUUGCAUAUAUUUUUUUAAGUUUAUCAUUUUUUAUAUAUUAGAAAUAUUAAAAAAUAGUUAUUUCAAAAUAUAUCUUGUACGUAAAAAUUGUUCUACAUUAAAUUUCCCUCUAGACAAUUUUAUAAUGAUAUAUGACUUCUUAUAUAAUAUAUUAAUUCAUUAUUUCAAUGAUAAGAAAAAAAUAAUUGAUCAGCAUUUUCAAGUCUUUUUAAAUUAUAUCAAAGAAAUUCAUAAGUAUGACAAAAUAAACAAUCAAAAUGAAAAAAAUUAUAACCAUAACAAUCAUAACAAUAAUAUUGCUUAUAAUAAUAAUAUGAUAAAUAAAAAAAAAAACAAUUUAAAAGAAAUUUUAAAAAACAAUUAUCAUAUCAAAAAUUAUACAUCUGAUGAAUAUUAUUCAAAUGUACAUAAAUCAUCAUUACAUAUUCACAAUUCAUCAUAUCUUUCAGAUGUAUCAAAACAUAGCUCGUCAUCAAAUGAUUCUUAUUCAUAUACAAAUUCAAGAAAAGAUAUGAAUAGAUUUUGUACUAUUGAUUUUCUUUCUGAUAAGUCUAAUAUCUACAAAUAUACAUAUAAAUAUACUAAGAAACAAAUAGAAAUAUUAAGAAUAUUAUGUAUAUUUAUUAAUUAUACUCCUGUAUCUUUUAUAUUAAUGAAAAAAAUAAACCUAAAAUUUGUACAUGUUCUUAAAUCGUUCUUAUUUGAUAUUAAUUUGAAUAUAUAUAAUAAUGAGCUUUUGUAUUUUUUGAAAAUUUUUUUUUUUUUCUAUGAUAAGGAAGUAUAUAAUCAGUAUAAUGAUUUUCUCUCAUAUUAUUAUGUAUUAGUAAAUAUGUUUUUUAUAGAUAUGGGCGAUGAAUCUAUUGACCAUGAUAAAAAAUAUGAAACAACAAAUUAUCAUAAUAAUAAUAAUUAUUAUCAUUUUAAUAUUGAUGGGGAAGAUCAAAUAAAUUAUCACAUAGAAUAUAACAACAUGGACACCUUAAAUGAAUAUAAUAGCUCACAUAAUAACAAUGAAUCAGAUAUAUUUACUUUUCUCAAUAUUUAUCAUAAUAUAUUUCAUUUCUUUUUCUUUUUACCUACCAACUAUUUUACCUUGAAUAAUUUCGUCUAUAAAUAUUUCAGUACUUUUGAUGGAUAUCAAAAUAUGGAUCAAAUGAGAAAUACCCCUAUAUUAAUAAAUCACAACGAAAAAUAUGUUAAAAAUGAAAUAAAUGAAAUAGAAAAAAUAGAAAAAAUAGACAAAAUAGAUGAAAUAGAUGGUAUAAAUCAUACAAAUAAUACAAAUAAUAUAUGUGUAUCACAUACUUUAAACAAAUCCAAUAGCAUAUACAAUUUUAAUAGUUCCUUAUAUCCAUUUUAUACAUUUAAUAUGCAUAAUAAUAAAAAUUCUGAAGAAAUGUAUUCCCAACCCUUUCAAGUUAUAUUAUAUAAAAAAUUAAGACAAAAUGUAAAAUGUCCUGAUAAGAAUAAUGAUAUUAAUAGUGAUGAUCUAAAAAAUGAUGUUCCUUCAAUAAAAAACUUUGCUAUAUUUUCCUCAAAAUUUAUCCAAAAUAUUAUUAAUGUAUUAAUAGAUAAUAAAUUAAAAGUUUUAUUUAAUAGUUUCCUUUUAUUAUCAUCAGAAUAUAAUUCCUUUUCAAAUUAUAUCAGUAUAGAUAAUAAAAUAACUAAUAAUUAUCAAUAUAUAGUUUAUACUUUAAAGGAUGUUAAUAAAAUGAAUAUAUUAAGAUUAAAUAAUAAUUUUCAGUAUAUCAAUUAUAAUAAUAUAACAGAUACAAAAUAUAUCAAAUUGUUUAAGAAUUUUAUUUUACUUUUACAUAAUAUUAUUUCAAUAAUUUAUAGUUACAAUAAUGAACUGAUUUAUUUCUUUUUUAAUUUUGUUUUCAAUAUUAAUGACGAGCAAACGAAGCUUUUAUCGAAUGGUUGCAAUAAGAAUAAUAAAGAGCAACCUUUAAAUUAUAUAGAGAAUCAUGACAAUUUUUAUGACGAAAAAAAUGAUACAUGUGACAAAAAUGUAUAUUCCUUUAAUUACAAUAAAAAUAUAAAUAAAAAAAUAAAAAAUAAUCACCCUAAUGACAAUAAUGAUUAUAAUGAUGAUAAUGAUGAUAAUAAUGAUACCUAUUAUUAUAACAGUUGGAAUAAAUACCAUAAAAAUGAUGAUAAAAAAAAAAAAGAAACUGUUGACAUAAAAGAUGUGAGACAUAAUUUUUUUAAUACCAAUGAACAUAAUGAUAUAAAUGACGAAAUAAAAGAAAUAGCCCUAAUUAAUAAAAAUGGAAACAAUUAUAUAAAUAUUUAUGAAAAAAAUGAUAUAGUUGAAAAUACAACAAAUAAUUUAUACGAUAUAGAAAAUAAAUUAUCAUACAAUAUGCAAGAAUCUUCAUCUUCUAAUAUAUUUUUAACGUCUUAUCAAAUAAACGAAUUUAUUGAUAUUAUUUAUGAAAUAUGCAUAUAUAGUAAAAAAAAAGAUAUAAGAGAUUAUUACAUUGGUUAUAUAAUCGAAAAUAUUAAAAACAAAUUAACUGAUCUAUUGAAUAAGAUUAAAACUAUUCAUAUAAUUAAUGAACAAAGAAAUAUUCUAUCUCAUAUUAAAAUGUUUUCUAGAGUUAUGUUAUUUCUAUUUUUUGUUAAAAAAAAAUAUAUCAUAUUAUAUGAACAGUGUGUAUACAAUAAUUUUCACUUUUUAUAUGAACAUUAUUUUUAUCCGUCAAUUUUUAAUCAAGAAAAACGAGAGCAUAUUUGUAUGAAUGACGAUACUAUUAAACAGAAAAUAUUCUUUUAUGAGCACAUUUUUUUAAAUAUACAUAAUGUAUAUUUCUAUUUGUUUCAAAAAAAAAAGAAAAAAAGAACAUUCUCUCUAAAAAUUUUUUGGAGAGCAUAUCAUAAUUUUCAGAUGCAAUUUAAAAAAGAGCAAUUCAUAAAUGAAGAAGAUAAUAUGCAAAAAGGGGUAGAAGAAAGAAAUAUAUAUGGCCUUAAUGACAUAUCACAGGACAGAACAAAUACAUCCAACAACAACAAUAAUAAUAAUAAUAAUAAUAGUAAUAGUAAUAGUAAUAAUUUUAAUGUAAGUAAGGAAAAAGAUGUAGGUGCUAGCAAAAAAAAAGGUAAAGACCAAAAUUAUACUAAUAUAUUUAAAUAUUCGAGUGACUGGAAUUAUAAUACAAAUGUAUUAAAUAUUUAUAUAACAGAUUUUUUAAAUAAAGAAUGUAUAUAUGAUGAAAAAAUACUUACAGAUAUGUUAUCAAAUGUAUGUAUUCAUAGUAAAAAUGAAGAUGGCUCAUUAGAUCUAUUUAAUUAUAUUAUAUUAUAUAUACUAAGAAAUUGUACUACUUCUAAUAUAUAUAAUGAUGAAGAAAAAAAAAAAAAUUACGAAAAUUUCCUUGUUCUUAUUUAUAAUAAAAUAUUAUAUUUGUAUUUUAAAUUAUUAAAAGAAAUUCUACUUAAAGAACAAACUAAUAUAUAUAAUAUUGAAAUAUUUAUAUAUCUCUUAAAAAUUAUAAUACUACUACUUAUAACAAAUAAUAGAAGUAGCAAUAUAUGUAAAAAAAUAUAUCACAACAAAUACUUUUUUUUAUCACACAUAUAUUGUUUCUUUUUUUAUGAUAAUGAAAUUAUUAGAAUAUUGUCUUUUAGUUUAACUUUUUAUUUAAUAUUUGAUGAAAAAAUAUUACUUUUAUAUAAGUAUCGAAUUUUUCAAGAGCCCUAUUAUUUAUUCCCAUCUGAUAAAGAUAAUUCGAAUGUAUAUAAAAAUAAGGAUAAAGACACAAAGGGAUAUAUGAAUAAACCAACAGAUUCACCUAUACUUAAUAUAGACAAGGUAUCUGUUGUAAGAAAAAAUUCACAACAUUAUAAAAAUUCUAUAAUUGAAGAAAUAAAUGUUAAUGAUUUAUCUGUAUAUAUGCCAUAUGGUGAUCACAAAGAUGAAGAAUGUAAUAUUUAUAGUGACAAUAAAUAUAAUGAUGAUAUUCAUAAUUUUAAGAAUGUCAAUAGCAACAUAAAUAAUAUGAAUAACCUAUAUAAUAUACCAUAUGUCAAAAAAAACGAUGUAACAUUCUUUAACUUAAAUAUUUAUGGAACAUAUAAAAAAAAAAAAAAAAUAAUAAAAGAUUCUACGUUCGCUCUAAAUAAUGAUAUUAACAUUAAUUUGAAUAAUUCUAUAGAGACAUCUUUUUAUAAUAUAGAAAACAAAAUUGUAUUUUUUGUUCCUUUAUGGUUAUAUAAAAAAUUACAAGGAAAUAAUUUUUUAUUCAUAAUAAAAAAAUUAAAGUCUUUUUUUUUCUUUACUACAAAGUUUAGUUAUUUACAUAUGUUUCAUGAUUCAACAAGAAAUAAAAAAGAAAAGGAAUUAUCAUUUUUUAAUGGAAUAUAUAAUAACAAUAAUUUAUUUAUGUCAUUUUAUUUAUUUAUAAAUAAAUAUUUCUAUUUAUUAUUACAAAAUAUUAAUAAUGAUUCGAAAGAAAAAUCAGAUCAUAUUUUAUAUAAUAGUAUAUCUGAACCAUUCCAAAAUGCUAAUUACAAUAUAUACAAAUCAACUUAUUAUAAUAUAAAUAAUGAAGAAAAAAUAUGUACUAAUAAACAUUCUUAUUUUUUUAUAAAUAUAAAAUGUUAUUUUAAUAUAAAAGAAAAAAAACAAAGAGAGAAAAAAUUACAUAAUAUAUGUAACACAUUAAUACAAAUAAAGGAAUUCCCUCCUAUAAACGAUUCAAUAUAUGAUAAUAUAAAUUUUGUAUAUAUAUAUAAUUUAAAGCGUCUUUUUGAUUUUUUAAAUAUAUCCUAUAUACAAUUAAUAUGUGUUAAUAAAAAUAAAAUACAGGAGGAAUAUGAAGAUGAAAAUUAUUAUUCCGAGCUGAGUAAAGACAAUAAUAAUUAUAAAAAUGAAUAUAAUAUAAAAAAAGUAUCUGUAAAUGGUUACAAAUAUGAAGGAGAGAAGAAGCAAAGAAAAUAUAUAUAUGAAUUAUUCGACCAAGAUUAUACUCCUAUAUUAGAAGUAAUAAAUUUUGUAUACACAGAAAUGUUUCCUUAUAUGAAUAAGUUAACCUUUUUCAUAUAUAAUAAAAUAAUAGAGACUUAUAAAAAUCAAGAUCACCAUCAAAAUGAUAAUAAUAAUAAUAAUAAUAAUAAUAAUCAAUAUGAUAGUCAAAAUGAUAUCCAACAUAAUAACAAUUUUGAAUAUAAUGAAAACAUAAGUAUACACAAAUAUAUGAUAUUACUAGAAUAUUUUAUCUAUAUAUUAGAUAUGUGUCUAUAUAUACAUUUAUUAUUAAAACAUCAAGAAAAUAAAAUCCAUAUAUAUAAUAAUAUAACCAAAUUUAAUACCCAAAAUAUAGAUUUAUGUCUUUUUAUUUAUAAAUUAUUAUAUAUAUCUAUUAAUACAAAUCUUUUAAAAAAUAUCAUUUCUAACUUUUCAUUAAAUGUUAUAUAUAAUUUUUUACAAAUUAAUAAAAAUUAUUAUCUCCAAAUGAAAAAUAAUUUUUAUAAGAAUUAUGAUCAUUUUAUAAACAUUGAUUCAACUCAAGAAAAUGAUGAAGAAAAUAAAAAUUAUGAAAAUGAAUUAUUAAUAAAAAAUGAAAUAUACAAUAAAAAAAAAAAUGAAGAAUCACAAAUGAAUAUAUCCAUACUGUUUAAUUUUUUGUUUUUUAUCCUUUCAAAAUAUAGUAAAAAUAAUAUUAAGAAGAAAAAAAAAUAUAUACAUAUAGAAUCAAAUAAUUUAGGACAACAACAUAAUAAUAAUAUUUAUUCAAAUAUAAUUAAUGUGUAUGAACUUGAAAAAAGUAUAGAUGUAGAAAAUGUUACAUUUCAAAGUCAUGAAAAAGAAUAUCUUAAAAUAGAUAUAUUCUUCUUAAAAAAUAUUUUAUGUAUGUUACAUGUAUUUUUUACAAGAGGUAUUUAUUUAGAUAUCCAUAUGAUAAAUAAUGAUAUCUCUUAUAUGAAUAUAAAUAUUCUUAUUCAACAUCAAUAUAAAUUAUUUAUGAACAAAAAUAAUAUUAAUCUUUUAAAAGAAAAAAUAAAAAAGCAAAAAAAAGAAAAUAUAAACAAUAAUAAUAAAAACAACACAUUUAGUAGUAAUGUCACAUCGUCACAUCAAAAUUUUUAUAGUGAUAAUUCUAUUAAUAAUUUAGUAACAAAUAAUACACAAAAUAUAAAUGAUAUGAAAGAUAUGAAUGAUAUUAAAUAUAUGUAUGAUAUUAAAUAUUUAGACAUAUUCAGAAAACUUUUUUUAAAUAAUAAUUAUAUGAAAAUAUUUAUCAACUUUUGUAAUAUCUAUAAUGAUAUAAUUAUUGAAUCUUUAUAUAUACAAUUAUUACUUUUUUUUUUUAAAUAUAUGAUACAAAGUUUAUCAUAUGAACUAUCAAAAGAAUAUACUAAAAACUUUUUUUGUCCUACCACUAGACACAUACUGGUUUAUUUCUUAAAAUAUUAUAUGAUAGACAAAGAGAUUUGUAAAUUUUUAAAAAAAUUUUAUUUCAUAAUUUUAAAAUACGUCAUCUAUAUACAGAAUAUAAACAUGGAACAAGCAAAAAAAGAUGAACCAUAUGUAAAUAAAGAGGAUAAAAGUGAUGAACAAAAUGUAAAUAAUAAUAAUAAUAGUAAUACUAGUAAUAGUAAUAGUAAUAGUAAUAGUAAUAGUUGUAGUUAUGAUAUAAACAAGUAUAAUUAUAUAUUAAAAGAUGAAGAUGUAUACAAAAAUUAUUGUAAAUUAUUUUAUGAAUAUACUAUAAAUAAAUAUAGAAACAUACAACAUUCAUUAACAAAAAAAAGUUGUAUAAACAAGAUAGAAAAAAAUGAUUAUCAAAAUUUAGAUACACAAAAUAAUAUAUAUAUAAAUAAUAAUAUAUCUUCUGAAACAUUAUAUAAAAAUAUUUUUAAUGAUCAAAAUUGUUUAAAAAGAAAUUCAAGUAUCAAUAAAAACAAUAUUUGUAUGAUUCAUCUAUAUUGUACUAAUUGUAAAGAAAUCAAAAUUUUAUAUUUAUCUAUUAUUAAACUUUUAAGUUUUUCAUUAGAUCAUUUCCCUUUUUUUUUUUUCAUCUCCAAUAAUCAUAAAGAAGAAAAAAUUAAUAAAGAAAUACAAAAUAAAAAAAAAGAAAAAUGUAAUGAUAAUAUUGUCUUUUUAUGUGAACAGAUAUUUUAUUUUUUAAAUAAAAAAAAUAUUUAUAAAAAUUAUUCAAAAAUGUAUACCUCAUCAUGUUAUCAGAAAUAUUUUAUUAAAAUUUUUAUCAAGUUGUUAUAUUGGGAUGAACAACAAACAAUGAAUAAUUUACAUAAAUAUGAAAUAUAUAUUUUAAAAAAUAAUCAUCACAAAAAUAUAUAUGACCAUCAUAAUAACAAUAUUGAUAGCCACACUAAAGAAUUCAAUAACUGUAUAAAUAUAUCUGAACAAAAAGAUAAUCAUAAAAAGAAAAACAUAGAGAAUAAUAAUAUUAAUAAUAAUAUUAAUAAUAAUAAUAAUAAUAUUAAUAAUAAUAAUAAUAAUAAAUCUUUCACUUACAACCAUAUUAAUAAUUAUUAUAUUAUGAACAACAUUAAAUACAAUAUUAGAAAUCCUAAUCAUAUUUAUUCUAAAAAUCUUACACAAGAUAAUAUAUUUUAUAUAGAUAACUUCCUUAAUUUAAUAUUAAUAAAUAAAUACAAAAACGAAUAUAAUAUUUUUAAUAGAAUUAAUGAUAAAAUUUAUUAUUAUAUAUUAAUUGUAAGUAUAUGCUAUAAAGAUAAAAAUUUUUUAUCUCUUCUACUUUCUAAAUAUGAAUCAUUUUAUGAAGAGUAUAAUGAUCUUCUACAAAAAUAUUUAAAAUAUGUUAUAAAUAAUAAAAGCUUUAUGAAUAUCAAAAAAAUAAAAAAUGAAAAAAUGAUACAUAAAUUAUUAUAUAUUUUUCUAUCUUAUAUAUAUAUUUAUUUAAAUGAUUUAUAUAAUAUUUUCUUUACACAAAUAAAAAAUUCAUUAACAUUGCCCUCUUUCUUUAAUAAUAUUAUUUAUAUAAACUCUGAAAAAAAUAAAAAACAAAGACAUUCUUCCUAUAAUAUAACAAAUGAAGAGAUCAAAAAUAUUAGGAAUCAUGACACAAUCAUAAAUAAUCAUAAUGUUUAUACAAUAUAUACAUUUUAUCAAAAUCUCAUAAAAAAAAACAAAAACUGGAAUCAAUUCUUAGAUAACUAUAUUGAUGAUAAAAUAAAAAAUGUUGUCAUUAAUAAUAUUUUUCAUAAUAAUAUUAUAUAUUUAUUUAUACUUUAUAUUAUAAAUGAUAAUAAAUAUGUUAUAAAAGAAAAUAAAACAAGUCAUGAACAGGAACACGAUCAUUAUAAUUCCUGUAACACAAUAAAAAAAAAAAUUUUUGAAAAAUUAUAUAAAAAGGAAGAUACAAAUAUUCAAAACAAUUGCACAAAUGAGCAAAAUAAAAAUAAACAAGAUAAACAUAAUAUAUGUAAUAAUAUAAAUAAUAUAGACAACUCAUAUUCUAUGUGUAAUACAAAUAAUAUACAUAUAAUAUGUAAUACACAACAUAAUAAUAACCUAUAUCAAUAUAUUAAUCAUUCUACUUACGAUAUUUAUAAACAGGGUGUCAUGUAUUCUACCUCUCAUAUUGAAGAAAGUAAUAAAACAUUUGUAAAUAAAAUCACAAUAAAUAUUAUAUUAUUUUUUCUUUUAUUCUUUUAUGAUUAUUAUUCGAAUAAUUAUAAAAUCAAAGAAAAUAUAUUAAUACAAAUAUGUAGACACAUCAUAGAGCAUUUUUCAACUUUGUUUAAUCAUGAUUUUUUCCUUAUACAUGAAAUAUAUAAAGAACUACUGAAUUUAAAAAGAGAAAUAAAAAAAAAAACAAUUAUUGUUGAUAAAAAUAACCCCAUAAAAAAUUAUAUCACUAAUCUUAAAAGUAAUAAUGAUAGCAAUUUGAUCAUUCCAAAAAAAAAAAACGAAUUACAGGUAGAAGCAAAUAUUUGUACACCUAAAAAAUUUAGCAAUUAUUUAAAAAGGAAGGAUAAAAAAAUUGUAAGUUCUAUUUCACUGGAUAGGAAUAAAAAAAAAAUGGUUCCCUUAAAAAAUAAAGAGCAACACGAACAAAAUGAUAAAAAUUAUAUAAAUGAUAAAAAUUAUAUAAAUGAUAUAAAUAAAAAUAAUAAUAAUAUUAAUAAUGAUGAUAAAGAGAAGGAAAAUAUUAAUAAUCUUAUAGAUAGACACAUAUAUAUACUAUUCAAUAUAAAGGAAAGAUUUAAGAGAGAUAAAAAACUUUUAUUUUUAUAUACAAUAAAUUCCUUUAGAAUAAUACAAAUAUAUAACAGUAUUUCAAAUAUUAUAUUUAAAUAUAAAUAUAUUUCCAUAUUGUUAAGAAAAUUACGUUAUUUUACAAACAAAGAUAUAUUAAAAUAUAUUUCGAGUUGUAUACAAUUUUAUUUGAGUGAUAAGAUAAAAGAAGAAUAUUGUCAUUCCUCUUUAUUUUUUUUUAAAAAUAAUAUUAAUAAUUUCGAUAUAGAAAUCGGAUAUUUUUCAUAUAUAUAUAUACAUAAUUUUUUUCAUUUUUUAUCUUGUUAUCUAUUGUAUGAUAUAAAUACUUUAUAUAAAUUUUGUUCUAAUGAAUUUAAUUGUAUAGAUAUUCUUAAUAAUUAUGUAAAGGAUUUAUUACAACUACAAAAUGAAUAUGGUAUAUAUAUAUGUAUGGUCAUAUUAAACUUUUAUUUAAUUCUUAUGAAUACUUACUUUUUUGACUUUUCAUUUUAUGAAAAACAUUUACAUUUUAUAAAUCAAGAAAUAGACAUUGACGAUCCAUCAAAAAGAGAAGAUAUAAAACUGAAAAAUUAUAUAAUAAAUAAUUUGAAAAAUGAUAAAAGAACAAAAGAUAUUGGAACAAAUAAAUUACAAAUGUCAAAUGAGAAUAUCACAUAUUACUCAUGUAUUAAAAAAUUAUACAGCCAAUUUAAUAAAUCCAAAUUUUUACAUUUUUUAGUUAACUAUAUUAUAAAUAAUAUUAGCAAUAUAAAUAAUAUCAAUAUUAAUACAAAUAUAAGUACAAAUAUAAAUACAAAUUUAUGUCCAUAUAGCAAUAUAAAUGUUCAUAAUAAUAAUAAUUGUUGUAAUAAUCGUAAGAGCAAUUAUGUUCAUGUGAAUAAAAACAGAACAGAUAAAGAAAGAGACAAAAACAUUUUGUUUAUUUUAUUACAAUUUAUUAGUUACAAUAUGAUUUUUAUAGAUAACAAAAAUGAUAUAUAUAAAUUAUGCAAUGUAUUAAUAAAAUUUUUAAAAGAAAAAAAAAAAAAAGAAGAAGAAGAUGAUAUAUCAAUAUUAAUUUGUUAUUAUUAUAUUAUUCUUUUCUUCAAUUCAUGUUUUAUAAAUUGCACAUCUAUAGACGAACGUUUAAUAAAUCUUUUACUUAAUGUUGAUAAGAAUGAUAAUUUGUGGUUUAAUUUUAUUUUCAUGUCACCAAAACAAAUGAAAAGAAUCCAUAAUCAAAAUAAGAAAAAAAUAUUAAUAUUAAUAAAAUUUUCUAUUUUACAUAUGUAUUUAUUAUUGUUAAAAAAUAAAACCAUUUUUAAAAAAUCUAUAUUAUAUAUAUCAAGUGAUAUCAACAUUUAUUUUGUCUUUAUAUAUAUACUUAAUGAAAUAUAUGAAUACUUUAAAAAUAUAAAUAUAAUACAAAAUAUCAAAAAGAUUGAACAAGAAGAUAAAAAUAAAAACAAAACGAAAAAUAUAAAUCUAUCAUCUAUAUAUAAAACUUUUAAUAUGAAUAAUAAUGAAAUGAUAGAUGAACAAAAUGUUAUAUAUAAUUAUAAUGAAAAAAUAAUACAAAAUGAUUAUUUAAUUAAUACAUAUAAUUUAAAUCAUACUACAUCUACAGAACAAUUGAAUGAAAAAGAAAAUAAAAAUAUGAAAUAUUUUUAUUUAUAUUGUGAACUCUUAGUUAUAUUAACUGAUAUUAUAAAAAUAUUAAAUAAUAAUGAUUUUAAUAAAUAUAUAACAAUUCAACAUAAUAAAGAUAAAGAAUCUUUAAUUACACAAUUUAUAAACUUAUAUUCAAAAAUUAAAAAAGAACUCAUAUAUAUAAAUCAAUUAAUUAAAUUAAUAAAAUAUACUAUACUUAUACACCCAUUAAUGAUACAUAUACAUAUAUUACAUCAAUUUUAUUUGUCAAUAUAUAUAAAAGAAUAUUAUUUUUUCCAUAAAUCAUUUUUUAAAUAUGAUAUUUUUAUGACAGAUUAUAUAAACAUCAUUAAAAAUAAAAGAAAGGCAUUCAUUCAUAAGGAAAAUAAUAUAAAUAAGGAGAAUAAUAUAUAUAAAGACAAUAAUUAUAAUAAAGACAAUCAAAGUAAUAAUGUUCAUAAUAUAGAUAAUAUCCAAAUUGUAUGCAACGCAACGCAAUACAAAUAUAAUAAUAAUAAUAAAUUAAUUACAAAUAAAAAUGUAUCAAUUGCAAAUAUGCAUUCUUCCAAUAAGUCAGAUAAUUCGUGUGAACAACAAAAUAAUGAUAAUAAAAAUAGGAACAAUUCUAAUAUAACUCGAUGGAAGAAUGAUUUGAAUAAAGAAAGAAUUAAUUUUUAUUUAUUUUUUAAUACUCCUAAAAAUUAUAAUUUCCAAAUAAAUAAUUUAUGUUCUUCAAUGAUACAGAAUGAAUAUCAUGAUUCUCUUAAUAAAUAUUUCUCGACCAUUUUUCAACCAACAAAUGGUGACCCUUCAAAUUGUUUAAAAUAUGAUAAUGAGCAAAUAAAAAUAUAUGUUGACUAUAUAUAUGAUAGUGUUAAUUAUGCUUUAAAGUUUUUCAACACAAUAUAA